Molecule: messenger RNA, 2058 nt
Organism: Nematolebias whitei (Rio pearlfish)
Lineage: Eukaryota; Metazoa; Chordata; Actinopteri; Cyprinodontiformes; Rivulidae
Product: NLR family CARD domain-containing protein 3-like
Exons: 2
Coding region: 1-2058 (685 amino acids)
Source: RefSeq, a predicted model, not a curated record
AUGUGUCAUUCAGAUAUUUUUCUGUUCCAGCUGCUGGAGGACAACAUGGUCACUUUUGUGAAGAACGAGCUGAAGAAGAUCCAGAAGGUUCUGAGUCCAGAUUACCCAGAAUGCUUAGAGAGUAAGAGGGAGGAUGAGGAGGUGUUGGAGGGUGAUGAUGAAGAGCAGAGGAGGAGCAGAGAGGCAUUGAUGAAGAUCACAGUUUACUUCCUGAGGAGGAUGAAGCAGGAGGAGCUGGCUGACCGUCUGCAGAGCAGACAAGUUGCAGCAGUUUGUCAUCGUAACCUUAAAUGUUGUGUGAAGAAGAGGUUCCAGUGUGUGUUUGAGGGGAUUGCUAAAGCAGGAAACCCAACCCUUCUGAAUGAGAUCUACACAGAGCUCUACAUCACAGAGGGAGGGACUGGAGAGGUCAAUGAUGAACAUGAGGUCAGACAGAUUGAAACAGCAUCCAGGAAACCACACACACCAGAAACAACCAUCAGACAAGAAGACAUCUUUAAACUCCCACCUGGAAGACAUGAACCAGUCAGAACAGUGAUGACAAAGGGAGUGGCUGGCAUUGGGAAAACAGUCUUAACACAGAAGUUCACUCUGGACUGGGCUGAAGACAAAGCCAACCAGGACAUCCACUUCAUGUUUCCAUUCACUUUCAGAGAGCUGAACGUGCUGAAAGAGAAGAAGUUCAGCUUGGUGGAACUUGUUCAUCACUUCUUUACUGAAACCAAAGAAAUGUGCAGCUUUGAAGACUUCCAGCUUGUGUUCAUCUUUGAUGGUCUGGAUGAGUGUCGACUUCCUCUGGACUUCCACAACAAUCAGAUCCUGACUGAUGUUACAGAGUCCACCUCAGUGGAUGUGCUGCUGACAAACCUCAUCAGGGGGAAACUGCUUCCCUCUGCUCGCCUCUGGAUAACCACACGACCUGCAGCAGCCAAUCAGAUCCCUGCUGAGUGUGUUGGCAUGGUGACAGAGGUCAGAGGCUUCACUGACCCACAGAAGGAGGAGUACUUCAGGAAGAGGUUCAGAGAUGAGGAGCAGGCCAGCAGGAUCAUCUCUCACAUCAAGACAUCACGAAGCCUCCACAUCAUGUGCCACAUCCCAGUCUUCUGCUGGAUCACUGCUACAGUUCUGGAGGACGUGUUGAAAAGCAGAGAGGGAGGAGAGCUGCCCAACACCCUGACUGAGAUGUACAUCCACUUCCUGCUGGUUCACACCAAAGUCAAGAAGGUCAAGUAUGAUGGAGGAGCUGAGACAGAUCCACUCUGGAGUCCAGAGAGCAGGAAGAUGAUUGAGUCUCUGGGAAAAGUGGCUUUUGAGCAGCUGCAGAAAGGAAACCUGAUCUUCUAUGAAUCAGACCUGACAGAGUGUGGCAUCGAUAUCAGAGCAGCCUCAGUGUACUCAGGAGUGUUCACACAGAUCUUUAAAGAGGAGAGAGGCCUGUACCAGGACAAGGUGUUCUGCUUCGUCCAUCUGAGCGUUCAGGAGUUUCUGGCUGCUCUUCAUGUCCAUCUGACCUUCAUCAACUCUGGGCUCAAUCUGAUGGAAGAAAAACAAAAAACAGUUUCUUUGUGGUCCAAGUUUUUUAAAAAUAUAAAUCUUAAUGAUCUCCAUCAGAGUGCUGUGAACCAGGCAUUACAGAGUCCAAAUGGACACCUGGACUUGUUCCUCCGGUUCCUCCUGGGUCUUUCACUGCAGACCAAUCAGACUCUCCUACGAGGCCUGCUGACACAGACAGGAAGUAGCUCACAGACCAAUCAGGAAACAGUCCAGUACAUCAAGUUUCUGAUCAGUAAGAAUCUGUCUGCAGAGAAAAGCAUCAAUCUGUUCCACUGUCUGAAUGAACUGAAUGAUGGUUCUCUAGUGGAGGAGAUCCAACAGUCUCUGAGUUCAGGAAGUCUCUCCACAGAUGAACUGUCUCCUGCUCACUGGUCAGCUCUGGUCUUCAUCUUACUGACAUCAGGAAAAGAUCUGGAUGUGUUUAACCUGCAUAAAUAUUCUGCUAAAAAGGAGCAUCUUCUGAGGCUGCUGCCAGUUCUCAAAGCCUCCAAAAAAGCAAAGUAA